Cyprinodon tularosa is the source of this 1353-nucleotide messenger RNA. Its product is annotated as secretagogin-like. Lineage: Eukaryota; Metazoa; Chordata; Actinopteri; Cyprinodontiformes; Cyprinodontidae. The transcript is spliced from 11 exons. Gene Ontology annotation, cellular component: dendrite; terminal bouton; synapse. The record is from RefSeq and is a predicted model, not a curated record. Gene Ontology annotation, biological process: regulation of long-term synaptic potentiation; regulation of presynaptic cytosolic calcium ion concentration. Gene Ontology annotation, molecular function: calcium ion binding. Bases 109 to 933 code for a protein of 274 amino acids.
UUUGUAGGAAAGAGCAUAUGACAAGUAGGCUGGCUGAGGAGUGCAGCACAGUUGAUCUCUACAUUCUUGUUUCUACAUACAAAAGUUUGAAGCUGCCCUUUCAGUAAGAUGGACAGUACUUUUGACAAAUUGGAUGCAGCUGGUUUCCUGGAAAUCUGGCAACACUUUGAUGCAGAUGAUAAUGGCUACAUUGAGGGCAAAGAGCUGGAUGACUUUUUCCUGCAUAUGAUGAAAAGACUGGGUCCACAGGAGAAAGCCACUGAGGAGAAAGUUCAGAGACUGAAGCAAAGGUUCAUGUCUGCCUAUGAUGUGACUGCUGAUGGGAAACUGCAGAUUCAAGAGUUAGCCAACAUGAUUCUGCCUGAAGAAGAAAACUUCUUGUUAAUUUUCCGAAGAGAAGCUCCACUUGACAACAGUGUUGAUUUUAUGAAGAUAUGGAGAAAGUAUGACAUGGACUGCAGCGGCUUCAUAUCGGCACAGGAGUUGAAGGCUUUCUUAAAUGAUUUAUUUCAGCAACACCACAAACAAGUGUCCCCUGUCAAACUGGAGGAAUACACAGACACAAUGAUGAAAAUGUUUGACAAAAACAAGGAUGGUCGUUUGGAUCUGAAUGAUUUAGCCAGGAUCUUAGCUUUGGAAGAGAACUUCCUGCUCCAGUUCCGGAUGGAUGCAAACAGCAAAGAGGAGAGGAAGAGAGACUUUGAGAAGAUCUUUGACCAUUAUGAUGUUAGUAAGACCGGAGCCUUGGAGGGACCUGAAGUGGAUGGGUUUGUCAAAGACAUGAUGGAGCUUGUCUGGCCAAACAUAUCAGGCCCUGAUCUUGACAAGCUGCGAGCCUCUCUAUUGCGUCACUGUGAUGUCAACAAGGAUGGGAAGAUCCAGAAAAAUGAGUUAGCUCUAUGUCUGGGAGUGAAAACCUUAAAGAAACCUUAGGCCCUUUCUUCUUAAAGUACUGACCUUAAAAUUGAUGUCAGCAUUGAUAUCUGUAUCUAGUUACUUUCUAUCAUAUCACCUUCUACCUAAUCCUUGAAAGAAAAAUUCAAAGAUUAGGUAAAACGUUUGGAUUGUGUCUCCUGAAUUGAUAUGCGUUUCCUGCACAUAAUUUUAAGCCAAAAGUAAAAGGCUAAUUUAUGCUGGUAUAUAAUGUUUGCUUUAUGUGAAAUGUUAGUUUGUGUGCUGGUCAACAAAGUGAAGGUGUCUCUUAAGGUUAAAUUACAAUUGCAUGUUUCUGUGUAAAUGUAAUAAAAUGUAAUAUGCAGUAAGGAGAUGAAAAUAAAAUAAACAAAAGCAUGUGAUUGCAUAGUGAUAUAUAUUUGUGGUUUGUUCUUGUGUAUUUGACAUGGAUUUAAAAGU